Saccostrea echinata is the source of this 640-nucleotide messenger RNA. RefSeq lists its product as uncharacterized. NCBI's taxonomy places the organism in Eukaryota, Metazoa, Mollusca, Bivalvia, Ostreida, Ostreidae. Bases 24 to 398 code for a protein of 124 amino acids. The transcript has 2 exons. The record is from RefSeq and is a predicted model, not a curated record.
UAGGUGUUAUUUCAGAUGAGGAAAUGGAUGCCUACAAGAAAAUUAAGAAAGAAGUUCAAAGUGAGGCUCUGGAAGAGAAACUCCGAAACAAGCCCCUUCCAUGGCAAAUGUUCUGCACGUCUCCAACUAGAAGUAAGGAUGUCGACACUGUCAAAGAAAGCAAGAUGUCUGAUGUUGUGAAGGCAAAGGAUGGGAUGUCGUUCAACAUUGAAUUCAAAUCAACGAUUCCAAGGUUGCCACCUAUCAAAUUAAGGUCCACAACCAGAGUCGUCUAUGACGAAGAGUAUGAAAAGUGGAAAGAUGAAAGAGACAAGCUUCUCAGAGAAAAACAGGAGAAGGCAGAAGUCAGACGUAAAAAAACUCUUACAGAAGAAGAUAAUGGCGGCACAAAGACCUAAGACAGCUAGAUUCAGGAAUGCAGGGGAUGUUACACCAUUUUAUUAAAGAAAUCCUUCUGUCAAAUGAAAUAGAGUUUGUACAAACUAAUGUAAUUUUUUAAACAACUUUUGGAAACAAAGACAGUAUAUUUGCUUCAGAUCUUUUGUUUGGAUUUUUUUCUUCCUUGAUGUCGGCCCACAGAUACAGGGCUCAAAUUACUUACUUAAUUCUAUAACUCAAAAGACUUCUCUUCGAUUCUUCG